GAGAGAGAGAUUAGAAUGGGCAGGUCACCCUGUUGUGAUGAGAGUGGCCUGAAGAAGGGGCCAUGGACACCCGAGGAGGAUAGCAAGUUGAUCGAUUACAUUCAGAAGCACGGACAUGGGAGUUGGAGGGCACUCCCCAAACAUGCAGGGCUCAACAGAUGUGGCAAGAGUUGCAGGUUGAGAUGGACAAACUACUUGAGGCCUGAUAUCAAGAGAGGAAAGUUCUCCCAAGAGGAAGAACAAACUAUCCUGCAUCUUCACUCUAUCCUUGGCAACAAGUGGUCGGCCAUUGCAACUCACCUACCAGGACGGACAGACAAUGAGAUCAAGAACUUCUGGAACACUCACUUGAAGAAGAAGCUCAUCCAGAUGGGCUUCGAUCCGAUGACGCACCGCCCGAGGACGGAUCUCUUCAACAACCUCUCCCAGCUGCUUGCCUUGGCCAAUCUGAGGGACAUGAUGGUUAAUCAUCCAUGGGAAGACCAUGCUGCCAGGCUGCAAGCAGAGGCCGCUAACAUGGCAAGACUUCAGUACAUGCAGUAUCUUCUCCAAUCUGCAGCAGAUAUGACUAGCAGCGCUAGCAGUACCGUGAGCAAUAAUAUCACAGAGAUGGAAAGCCUAAAUUUCUUGACACCUUCUUCAUCGAAGCCUUUUCAGAUUGAUGAUCAGGAAGCCAUGGGAUGGACUGCCAACUACCAAUUGGACAAUGCUGCUUGCUCUCUUGCACUUGCUCCUUCACAGAGCUUUCCAGACCAAAUAGGCCACACUUCUGCUCAGAAUAUGCAACUCCCACCAAACUUUGAAUCCUUCAAUAAUAACAACCAGGAGUCAGGCUGCACACUCAUCAAUCCAGAAGACUCGGCAUCAAAAUGUUCAAACUUGUUCUCCCCUCUUCCCCACGCCGGUCCAGCUGAGAACUCGGCCGGCAACAAGGGUGAUGCCUCAAGCAAUUCCGGAUAUGGAGCCUCGGGGAUCUGGCCGGAAUUCUUACUUGAUGACGCUUUCAUGCAGGAGAUCGUUUGA
Nymphaea colorata (pocket water lily) is the source of this 1023-nucleotide messenger RNA. Its product is annotated as transcription factor MYB93-like. NCBI's taxonomy places the organism in Eukaryota, Viridiplantae, Streptophyta, Magnoliopsida, Nymphaeales, Nymphaeaceae. Bases 16 to 1023 code for a protein of 335 amino acids. The record is from RefSeq and is a predicted model, not a curated record. The transcript is spliced from 3 exons.